AUCUCCAGCGUGGGCUCGCAUUUCAGCACGCGCCUCCAUCUGGCCCUAAUCGCCGAAUCACGGGCUCUCCAGGCAUCGCCGGGGCUGCUCGCCACGAUCAGCAUUUGUUUGCCAAUACAUAUUUGCGACUCCAUUCUCGCGGAUGGAUCGAUUAUCCUUCUUGAUCUAAUAUCUUCAUCAUCGCGUUAUCUGCGCUCGCCUUGCUCAUAUUUCCAAAUCUCUCAGCGCCUUGAAGGCUGCUUUGCAUUUAGCCCACCAUGCGGCUGACGUCUACUACUCUGCUCUCUGGCCUUGCGGCCUUUGGGCUGUUUGGAUCCUUUGUAGCCGCCGCCGAUGAGGAUUCAAAGGCUCCGAAAGAGACCUACUUCGACUCUCUUCCGGUGCCCCCCCUUGUGGAACUGACUCCUAAAAACUUUGAAGAGGUGGCAAACAAAACAAAAUGGCUACUUGUGAAGCAUUAUAGCCCCUUUUGCCACCACUGCCUGGCGUACGCCCCGACCUUCCAGACUGCAUACGAGUUCUACUACACAUCUAAGCCAGAAGAGGCUGGCGAGAAGGACUUCACCAACUUCUACGACUUCAAAUUCGCCUCCAUCAACUGCAUUGCUUUUAGCGACCUUUGUACUGGUGGCCUGAACAUGACCUUCCUCUCUAGCAUUAUCGAAGAAUCCUUGGAAAAGUCGAAGCCUGGCAGCCGACCGAAAACUCUUGAUCUGCCUAAAGCAGGGGAGAACAAGCGCCCUGCGGUCGAUCCGAAACGAGCAAAAGAAGUUGAGGCUGGCAAGACACCUAAGAAGCCCGUCGCCACAGCAAAUGAAGAGGGAACAUCGGUAGCCUUGACGGCUGAGAACUUCCAGCGUCUGGUGACAAUGACCCAAGAUCCCUGGUUCAUCAAGUUUUAUGCUCCUUGGUGCCCUCACUGUCAAGAUAUGGCACCUACCUGGGAACAGCUGGCCAAGACCAUGAAGGGCAAGCUGAACAUUGGAGAAGUCAACUGUGAUAAGGAGACCCGUCUGUGUAAGGAUGUCGGUGCUCGGGCCUACCCCACGAUUCUCUUCUUCAAGGGUGGUGAGCGGUCCGAGUAUGAGGGGCUUCGAGGCCUAGGUGACUUCAUUCAGUAUGCUGAAAAGGCCGUCGAUCUCGCCAGUGGUGUUCCUGAUGUCGACCUUGCGUCAUUCAAAGCAUUGGAGCAGAAAGAGGAUGUCAUCUUUGUUUACUUUUAUGAUCAUGCCACCACUUCCGAAGACUUCCAAGCCAUAGAGAGGCUGCCACUCAGCCUUAUCGGGCAUGCCAAGCUUGUCAAGACCAGAGACCCCGCCAUGUAUGAUCGCUUCAAGAUCACCACUUGGCCGCGGUUUAUGGUGUCAAGAGAAGGCCGCCCCACCUACUUCCCCCCUCUUACACCCAACGCUAUGAGAGACACGAACCAAGUGUUGGACUGGAUGAGAUCGGUCUGGCUCCCUCUUGUUCCUGAACUGUUGGUGACAAACGCGCGCCAGAUUAUGGACCACAAGAUUGUUGUGCUGGGCGUCUUGAACCGAGACGACCAGGAAUCUUUCCAGGGUGCCCUUCGAGAGAUAAAGAGUGCAGCAAAUGAGUGGAUGGACAGACAGAUCCAAGAAUUCCAGCUGGAGAGGAAGAAGCUCCGAGAUGCCAAGCAAAUGAGAAUUGAAGAAGCUGAAGACCGAGAUGACCAGCGCGCCCUGCGAGCUGCCAAGGCCAUUCAUGUUGAUAUGAACAACUCUGGACGGAGGGAAAUUGCCUUUGCCUGGGUUGACGGCGUUGCAUGGCAGCGCUGGAUUCGCACCACCUAUGGCAUUGACGUCAAAGAUGGAGAAAGAGUCAUCAUUAAUGACCAAGAUAACCGAAAGUACUGGGACAAUACCGUGACUGGCAACUACAUUCUUGUCAGCCGCACAUCUAUCCUCGAGACCCUCGACAAGGUCGUUUACACCCCACAAGCUCUGAAGCCCAAGCUCACCAUUUCUCCGUUUGAAAAGGUGUUCUUUGAUAUCCGCCUCUCUUUCACUGAUCACCCCUACCUGUCGCUUGGUUGCGUUGUUGGCAUUGCCUUUGGCGUCUUCUCCUGGCUGCGUGGCCGCUCACGUCGUGGCCGUGGCCACUUCCGACUGGAAGAUUCCAUCAGCAUCAAGGACUUCAAGGAGGGUUUCCUUGGUGGUUCUAACGGCAACACCAAGGCUGACUGAAAGGGUGAUGUGAAAAGACUAGUAAAAAAUUAAUAUUCUCUAAUUUGGAGUUUUUGAGGGGAACGGUAAAUGGGUUUGGCUAAAGGAUUAAAGAGGAGGGCGCGCACGUAUGGAGCUGUCAAUGAGUCUCUGGCAAAAGGGUCAGCUAUGCUGGCUGUUUCAAGAAGUGAAAGUGAAAAGGGGCUUAUGACCCUGCGGGGUUGAAAUGUAGAAGACGGCUGGCUCAAAUCUGACUCUGGUAGUAAAGAUACCCAAAGCCUUCGUCAUGACUCAUUCGGCCUCUUAAAGAGUGAAAGAGUCCGGGAAGCUUUUAUGGAGAGAGUGUGUGUUAUUGGUUGGGUUUGUGCUCUGCAUAUGCUCUUUUUGCAUGUCUUUGUAACUACUAGGUGGCUCUUGUUUGAACGUUUUGUUACUGCAAUCAUAUUUUACUGUAAAUGGUUUGUCGUAUAUUUCAUGCAGUCUAUCACUCUCUAUCUAGGGACUCCAACUAACGUCUUUGCCGAGUGCAUCGAGGCUCUCUUCUUCAUGUGUAGAGCUCAUCCGUCAGUCCGUUCAGCGUCAGACCCUCCUUGGCAAUCUCCUCAACCUCAAUCAAAAACUGCAGAGGCAUCUCGAUGAGGUUGCCACGGAUGCGGCUAAGCCAUUCCUUCAGCUCUUGCACGCCACCAGGGAAUUCCUCGCGAACGACGUGUCCGUAAGGAACCUUGCCGUCUUUGUCAUCGUCGUCGUCCUCCUUGUUCUCCUUGGCACUGGGAAUAGUAAAGUACUUGGAGAAGAACUGGUCGUAAUCAUCCCAGUUGCGGACUUUGUCGUCAGGAACAGGGUGGAACGCCCGGCUGAACACUUCGGUGUUGGUGGCGGCCGUAUCCUCCCAGAGCUGUAGGAAGUCAGGGCUCAGGGGGUCCUCUACAAGCCGGUCGGCAGAUGAGCCCCAGUCAUAGUCGUUGGGUGCGUCGGAUACCGGCAGCCAGUUUCGGUUUGGCUGGUCCCAUCUCUGGUCGGGGAGCAAGCCGAGAUGCUUGCGGAAGAUUUGUCUUCGGAGGGAGGCGGCAAAUUCGCUUGCCGCGUACUGCUCGCCGUUCAUGUAGGAUUCAACGGAUGGAGGGCCCUCAAUCACCACCGCAAUCUCAGAGUCGUGGGUUCCGAGCUGCGAGCGAUCGUUCAAGUUGGCAGAGCCGCAAAUCACGAGGCGGUCAUCGGCAAUGAGAAGCUUGGUGUGAAUGUAGAGCUGCUCGCUGACAAAGGCGUCGAAUUCAUCCUCGGGCUCGCCAUCCCAUGGGAUAUCGGCAAUAUUGGGGCCGUGCUUCAUGUAGGCGGCACUCACGGUAUCCAGAGUGUCAUCCUUGACGGACUGAGCCUGGCGCUGGUAUCUAUCAUAGUAUUGAGAAUCUUCAUCGUCCUGGCCGUAACGCUCUUCGUUGACAUAGUCGUCGUGAUAUCGUCGUGCGUCUUCAUACUUGACUCCGGAGCGGGAUUCGACUUGUCGCAUGGUUUGGGAUGUGUUGAUCCUAUCAUAGUUUCGAAGGUUGUAGAAACCAAUGUACUCCCUAGGAUUCUGAAUGCCUGCAGCAACAAGCUUUUGAAUAAUGGAAUGUCCACCUCUGCUGAUGGAGUUGUAUUGGUAUUCCAUAAUGGCCCUUGUUCCAAGAGCGUCCUUGGACUUCAAGUCUCCCGCAAAGGCGGGGACAGAGGGCAUCACCACCCACACCUUGAAGGCCUGGCCCUCUUCAUACGCUCGAACGAUACGGUCAACAAUAGCUGCGCCGA
Messenger RNA from Trichoderma atroviride IMI 206040, 3974 nucleotides. The record is from RefSeq and is a predicted model, not a curated record. NCBI's taxonomy places the organism in Eukaryota, Fungi, Ascomycota, Sordariomycetes, Hypocreales, Hypocreaceae.